Nothobranchius furzeri (turquoise killifish) is the source of this 1034-nucleotide messenger RNA. RefSeq names its product ubiquitin-fold modifier 1 (gene ufm1). NCBI's taxonomy places the organism in Eukaryota, Metazoa, Chordata, Actinopteri, Cyprinodontiformes, Nothobranchiidae. The record is from RefSeq and is a predicted model, not a curated record. Gene Ontology annotation, biological process: protein K69-linked ufmylation. Gene Ontology annotation, cellular component: nucleus; cytoplasm.
UAAUUAUACAUUGAUGACGUAGUUUUGGGGUCCUUCGGACUUCCGGGUUUAGGUAAACAGAUUGUCAACGAAGUCGCCAGGCUUAAAAGAUGUCUAAAGUAACGUUUAAAAUCACCCUGACGUCGGAUCCCCGGCUGCCGUACAAAGUGUUAAGUGUCCCAGAAAGCACACCAUUCACAGCAGUUUUGAAGUUUGCAGCUGAAGAGUUUAAAGUGCCAUCAGCUACCAGUGCAAUUAUAACAAAUGAUGGAAUAGGAAUCAACCCUGCUCAGACUGCAGGGAAUGUGUUUCUGAAGCACGGCUCAGAGCUUCGCCUCAUUCCCAGAGACAGAGUGGGAGGACACAGAGACUGACUUAUGCAGCCUUUCCCCGUUGAUGGCAGAAUGACUCAUCACAUAACGCUUACUACCCAGGAAACACCUCAGCAUGUGUCAUGUUUGCUUUCUGGCCCACCACAACUGACAGUGACUCACGCAAAAACACGCAUAUUUCUACUUUACGCGGCCGUCGCUGCUCGCCUCUUCAUCAUCGAGCCGAGCUCAAAGGUUCUAAGUGACAUCAAGAGUCAGAGAUGUGCUGAGGAUUAGAUCUACACAAACACAGCAGCAGAUUUAUCUUGGAUUUACAGUAACUUUUGUGCUUCCCACAUUUCAAUAAACUAUUAGUGUAACAAAGAGAAUAUCCCUAGAUUUAUUUGCUUACCUUGGUUGUUUUUCUGCUUAUUGAGGAUUUACAAACAUGGUAGAGGCACCUAUUUUGUGUUAGUACAAGCAUAAAUAACCUUGUUGCUUUGAUUUCUGAUGCAGGUUUAAACUUAAAAACAUAUUUUUCAUUAUGGAUGCAUUUUAAAUGUGUAUUUUGGACCAACUAAAGACCUAAUCAAAACGCAAACCAUUAAAUCACACUCUGCACCCACAUGGCUCAAUGCUGCCCUCUGUCUGCUGGUAUUUUAACACCAUUCUGUACUCAAGCCAAUGUUUUUUUUUUAAGUUAUUCAUUGUGCAUAUUCUCAUAAUAAACGGAGCAGAUUCUGA